Prosopis cineraria is the source of this 927-nucleotide messenger RNA. RefSeq names its product F-box/FBD/LRR-repeat protein At5g56420-like. Gene Ontology annotation, molecular function: protein binding. NCBI's taxonomy places the organism in Eukaryota, Viridiplantae, Streptophyta, Magnoliopsida, Fabales, Fabaceae. The record is from RefSeq and is a predicted model, not a curated record. Bases 1 to 927 code for a protein of 308 amino acids. The transcript has 5 exons.
AUGGCGAAUUCAAUGUCAGACCAGUUAAAAUUAGUGAAACUGGAGAGAGAUAGUAUCAGUAACUUACCAGACUCUUUGCUUCACCAUAUCCUCACGUUUCUUCCAACUAGAGAAGCCGUUGCCACAAGCCUCUUGUCCAAGAGAUGGAGACCACUUUGGCUUUCAAUGCCCACUUUUGAUUUUGAUUGUAGAAACUUUCAUAGUCUUGACUCGUUCACUCAGUUUGUAGACGCAGUCUUGUCAAUGACUGAUUCGAAGACUACUAUAGAAAAGUUCAGGCUCAGAUCGCUAAAUCGCAGAGUUGAUCAUCUUGAACUACGUUUUAGCAGUUGGGAUAAAGUUGGUAUUAGAUUUUUUAUAAAUGACGAGGACGAUGUUGAUGUUGAUGAUGAUGUGCCGUUAUUAAAUGUUGACAAGCUUGAACAUCUGGUUUCGGCAAAUAUUCCUUCCCAUCUGUUUACGUGGAAGGCAUUUACUAAUGUGACCUUUCUUUCAUUAAUGACGUAUACAGCGUCUGGCAAUGAUUAUUUUCCAAGAUUUGACCAUUUAACCCACUUGGAAUUUGAAUGUCUUUAUGAUGAAGACUUGAAUUGGAUAGUGGAAGUCCUACCUAACUGCCCCAAACUUGAAAUUCUUGAUAUUGAUGAGGCUUGGAAGGAUAAUGGAACCAAUAGUGAGGUUCCUCAAUGUAUUUCAUCACAGCUAAAGGAAUUCAUUCUUGGUGCAUAUGAUGGCUCUGAAUGUGAGUUUCAAUUUGUAAGAUUUAUUAUGAAGAAUGCAAGAGUCUUGAGAACAAUCUCAAUUUUCAGUUGCAGUUCUGAAGAUAAGAAGUAUGGUCAAAUGCUCAAAAGAUUAUCCUCGUGCCCUAGAGGUUCAGAGAAUUGCAGACUUUUGUUUGAUGAAGUCUCCGUAGAUGCAAGUGUUUGA